AUGGCUCGUAAGAGAGGCAAGCGUAGCGGAGGUCGAGGUGGCGGCAAGCGGCAGAGAGGCAAUAGCGGGCGGUAUGUCGACGUCCGGACCAAUGCCGCCUUUGAGGCGUACUACAAGGCGACUGGCAUUGUGGACGAGUCCGAGUGGGAGGCGUUCCUCGCCUGCCUUCAAGCGCCGCUGCCGACCACGUUUCGUCUGUCGAUUGACUCUGAGACGCGGGCCAGGCAGCGCGCGUUUCUUGGCGCCCAGGCGGAUGCGCUCGUUGCGGCUGGCGUCGACGCCAAGUAUUCCGGCGACAUCACCCGCCAGGAGGCGGUCUCGAUGAUCCCGGUCUGCUACCUGGGCGUCCAGCCCGGGAACCGCGUCGUCGACAUGUGCGCCGCUCCGGGCUCCAAGACCUCGCAGAUCGUCGAGUGCCUCGGGUGGUCGAGUGACGACGCAGGCUUUGUCCUCGCCAACGACGCCAACAUUCAUCGCUGCCAGACGCUGACUGGCCAGUUGCGGCGGCUCAAAAGUGACAAGGCGCUCGUCGUCUCGCACCAGGCUCAGGCUCUGCCGCGACUGACCGGCGCCAACGGCGAACUCGUUCUCUUUGACAAGGUCCUCUGUGAUGUGCCAUGCUCGGGCGACGGCACCCUCCGCAAGGCCGUCGACGUGUGGAAGGAUUGGAAGCCGAACUGGGGACAAGCCCUCCACUCGGUCCAGACGCACAUCGCCACGCGCGGCGCCCGUCUCCUCGCGCCCGGCGGCACUCUCGUCUACUCGACGUGCUCGCUCAACCCGGUCGAGGACGAGAGUGUCGUCGUCGACCUCCUCCGCAAGUUUGGCGGCGCCCUUGAGCUCGUCGACGUCUCAGACAUGCUUCCCGGCCUCCGCACCUCGCCAGGCCUCACUUCCUGGCCGCUGGUCGCCGCUGACGGCUCAUUCGUCGAGAGCCACGCCGACGCUUACGACGGCGCCACUGCCCUGCCGGAUCCGCAGACCGAGGCGUGGAUCAUUGACCAGCUCCCGCGCGCUGUCCGCAUCCUCCCGCACCACAACAACACCGGCGGCUUCUUUGUCGCAGCCUUUCGCUGGAGAGACGACCGGCCGGCUGCAUCGCAUGCCGGCGCUGAUCCCGACCCCGCCACCGUUCCGCUCACCUUUCACGACGGGCUUGAGGCGCAGUCCGGCGUGGCACAUCUGGAUGUGGCCGCGGCCUCGGCCGACGCGCCCGUCAUCGCGCUCAAGCCCGACUGCGAGCUCGCACUCGCGCUCUCGGAGAGGUUCGGCCUCGCAUCCGACGACAGCAACCCGACGCGCCGGCUCGUCAUCCGCGUUGCCGAGCAGGAGACAACGACCAACGGCCAGCUCUGGUCCGUCUCGCCUGCACUCCACAACGUCCUCUCCCACGCUCGCAACGUGAGCAACCUCCAUGUCGUCGUCGCCGGCAUGCCGCUCGUCUCGCGCUACCGGCUCGGCGCGUCGAUUGUCGAGCAGUGGAAGCUGACUCAGAUGGGCGCGCGGACAGUCGGCGCCGUCGCCACCCGCAGCGUCCUUGUCACCUCGCCUGCCGCCUUUCUCGCCGCCAUGACCUCUCAUUUCUCCCGCGAUAGCAAUGGGCUCAUCACUCUUGCGGCCGAACACGCCGCAGCGCUCAAUGCUGACGCCAUGGCUGCGCUGUCGCCGGGCCCAAUCAUCAUCGCUGUCGAUGUCGCCGCCACUGGCUCCUCCUGUAUGGGCUCGCUCACGCCGCAGCACAACGAGCCCGAGUUUGUCUCGGCCUACCUCUACGACUCGGGCACCGUCUCCAUCCGCCUCUCCAAGGCGAGCCUGCCGGUGGUCAAGGCCCGGCUGGAAGAGUGGCUGUAA
Molecule: messenger RNA, 1851 nt
Organism: Thecamonas trahens ATCC 50062
Lineage: Eukaryota; Apusomonadida; Apusomonadidae
Product: tRNA (cytosine-5-)-methyltransferase NSUN2
Exons: 3
Coding region: 1-1851 (616 amino acids)
Biological process (GO): RNA methylation
Molecular function (GO): RNA binding; methyltransferase activity
Source: RefSeq, a predicted model, not a curated record